UGUAGGAGCUCUGGACAAAGACGUGAAAUUCCCAUUUCACCUCACUGCGACAAACGCAGUAGGCCGACUCCAACAAUAUGGCGGCUUCUAGUUCGGCGCUUUCUCAAUUGAAGCCAUUCACUCUCAAUUCGCGGUCGCUGUUUGUGAAGUGUGUCCCUGCGCCGAAAACUUUCUACGAGCGACGUGCUGUGCUUGCUGCCCUCCAGAAGUCCUCGCAACAGUCGAUUGAGAUGUUCAAGAAGCUCCAGGACAGCUCUUCUUUCAUAGCCAUUACUACAAGACCAGACGCGGCUACAACCCUCGUUGAGAGCUCCCCACUCGAACGGACUAUAGUAUCACAACACUCUGGAAGCGAUUCCCCCGGGCACCUCGAUGAUGACGUGAGCGGCACUAUCGCCGCUCCUAUUAGCCCGCUCCCAACGAACCCGAUCAUCCAGCCGACGCCAGCCUCUAUUAAGCUAGGGCUGUCUCAUAAAACCUUCACCUUACACAUAUUUCCUGUGAAUGCGGGUUACGACCACAGAGAGGAAGUGAGGAAGAACCCCCUUUAUGGCCCGUGGCCCGGAAGCGGGACGACAGAAACCUUUGUAUCAGCUGCUCUUAGGCGAGUUAUACCCUCAGGCGUAAUGGCGCCAGCUCUGUAUGACUGGGAAACGGGUAAUCCGCUAGCCCACGAAUCGGACAGCUUCGCUGAGAACGGGCGUGGAGGGGCCGCUUUUACGUUAUUAGGCAAGAAGCGCCACUCUGCACGCGAAGCCUUCGUUCUGGAGCGGAUACGACGCCGAGAAGCGAAACAAGCAACGCCUACAGUCAUGGGCAGUCUCGUGCAAUUCACCGAGGAAUGCAGAAACAGAUCAGCUAGCAAACAACCAGAAACUCCACAGGAUACUGCAGCUGAGCCCAUGCAAGCUGAAGCAGAAACUCAAGUUUCCAACUCUCCUUCUGACACAACAAACGAUACGGAGAUCGAAGAAUAUGAAAAGAAUAUGAUAAAAGAAUGAAGACUUAUGUGACCCCGCGAACAUAGAUUACAAAAACUGCCAAGACAAAUCCUUGCGGCAGGAUCGUGCCCGACAACGUCCUGGACUCACAAACAACUAUAGUCUGGAGCCUUCUUGUUAGUUGGGCCGGAGAAUCUAGGCUACUGACUCAUAGUCGCCAUCUAAAUUAGAAGUUCCUACGGUGGGUUAUGCAAAUCAAAUGGACAAGUUCAUCCCGUCCAGGUCAGAUGGUAUAUCAGACGAACUGAGAUUACGUGCCCUGCGACGUCUUUGGAAGGAUCAGAAAACCAAUCCUGUUAGCGCCUGGUGCUUAC
Xylaria bambusicola is the source of this 1315-nucleotide messenger RNA. RefSeq lists its product as uncharacterized. The coding region runs from base 78 to 1001 and encodes 307 amino acids. The record is from RefSeq and is a predicted model, not a curated record. The transcript is spliced from 2 exons. Lineage: Eukaryota; Fungi; Ascomycota; Sordariomycetes; Xylariales; Xylariaceae.